This is a messenger RNA of Asterias rubens (European starfish), 1778 nucleotides long. RefSeq names its product probable ATP-dependent RNA helicase DDX49. The transcript is spliced from 12 exons. NCBI's taxonomy places the organism in Eukaryota, Metazoa, Echinodermata, Asteroidea, Forcipulatida, Asteriidae. The record is from RefSeq and is a predicted model, not a curated record. Bases 146 to 1543 code for a protein of 465 amino acids. Gene Ontology annotation, molecular function: nucleic acid binding; ATP binding; RNA helicase activity.
AAACACAUGGCAGUGGUCAUUGUGUGAUGGUGUGUGUAGAGUGUGCUGUGUAAAAAUCACAAUAAAUCACUCAACGCAGAUAAAUUCCGCAUAAAUUUAUAAAGCUUUUUCUUUGGUAGAAACUAUUUCAACUCUAAUCUAAAUCAUGACAGAUUCUGUCGAAGAGAAUGACACUGUAACCAGGACGAAGUGUUCAUUUUCAAGUCUCGGUCUUCACAACUGGCUGAGUGAUCAGUGUAAAUCAAUGGGAAUCUCCAAACCUACUCCAGUGCAACAACAUUGUAUUCCACCAAUUUUAAGAGGGCAAGAUUGCAUUGGUUGUGCCAAAACAGGAAGCGGUAAGACAGCAGCCUUUGCUCUUCCCAUACUACAGAAGCUGAGUGAGGACCCAUAUGGGAUAUUCUGCCUAGUCAUAACACCUACAAGAGAGUUGGCUUUUCAGAUUGGUGAUCAGUUUCGUGUCUUGGGCAAGCCCAUCGGAGUGAAGGACUCUGUUGUAAUAGGAGGAUUUGAUAUGGUUAGACAAGGACUAGAGCUAUCCAAAAAGCCUCACAUUGUCAUAGCUACCCCAGGAAGACUUGCUGAUCACAUUAAUAGCACGGACACUUGUGACCUCAAGAAUAUCAAGUUCCUUGUUUUGGAUGAAGCAGACAGGUUACUAGAGGGUAACUAUGGUCCUGACUUGGAGGUCAUAUUUGAUGCCAUCCCUGCUAAGCGGCAGACUCUUUUAUUCAGUGCAACUAUUACUGAUACUAUGAAGGAGCUGAGGAAGGUCUCCAUGAACAAACCCUACUACUGGAUCUCUAAAGCUCCUGUUGCCACAGUUGAUGAGCUAGAUCAACGUUACAGCCUAGUACCUGCCCAAGUCAAAGAUGCAUACCUGAUGCAAAUUGUACAUGACUUCUGCACAGAGAAGGAUGAACAAUCUAUUAUUAUAUUCACCAGCACUUGCAAGUAUUGCCAUUCUUUAGCCAUCAUGCUGAGACAGAUGGAUGUACCUUGUGUUGCACUGCACUCAUUAGUAAAACAGAGGACAAGAUUGGCAUCAUUGGCGAUGUUUAAAUCCAACCAGGUGCAUGUUUUGGUGGCAACUGAUGUGGCAAGCAGAGGGCUUGAUAUACCUGCAGUACAACUAGUUAUCAAUCACAACGUUCCUGCUUCACCUAAAGACUAUAUACAUAGAGUUGGAAGGACAGCCAGAGCAGGGAGAGGUGGUAUGGCCAUAACACUGGUGACGCAGUUUGAUGUCCAACUGGUGAAGUCCAUUGAGAAACUCAUUCACACAAAGUUGAUUGAAUACAAAGUGGAUGAGAAGAAAGUCCUACUAAUCCUUAAUGAGGUUGCUCUGGCCAAACGAGAAGCAGAAAUGAAACUUGAGGAGCUUGAAUUUGGGGAGAAGCGAGCAAUCAACAAGAGAAAGCAGAUGAUACUUGAUGGCAAGGAUCCAGAUGAAGAGGAAAGGAAAAAGCGAAAACUUCAGAAGAAAAGACGGAGGGAGCGACAUGAGCUGGAAACAUCUACAUCAACAAAUCCGCAGUCUUGACUUUCUGCAACCAAAACAAGAACUGUGCAGAAUAACACAAGGAACACUAAAACUUAAUCCAAAUCAGGGACAUGGACUUUUCUUUCUUUCAAGUCAGGUGCUAAAAGGGCCAAGUCUGACCUUUUUAGUAAAAUAGAAGCCAUUGUAACCAAAUGGCUGUUCUUGGUAAUUGUCAAAGACCAGUGGUCUCACUUGGUGUAUCCCAUCAUAAGCAUUAAAUAACAAACCUGUGAAA